Molecule: messenger RNA, 1343 nt
Organism: Cannabis sativa
Lineage: Eukaryota; Viridiplantae; Streptophyta; Magnoliopsida; Rosales; Cannabaceae
Product: 3-oxoacyl-[acyl-carrier-protein] reductase 4
Exons: 11
Coding region: 172-1140 (322 amino acids)
Biological process (GO): fatty acid biosynthetic process
Molecular function (GO): 3-oxoacyl-[acyl-carrier-protein] reductase (NADPH) activity; NAD binding
Source: RefSeq, a predicted model, not a curated record
GGGUUCCGUCGUCAAAGAUGUACGAACACUCUUCGGAGUUUCCAAAGUCCCAAUAUAUAAAAACCAACGUAAACACGAAAAGGAACAGUUCAAUUUCUUAUCUGGGUUUUCUAAAAACUCUGCCUUUUUCUUUGUACAAAGCCCACAACAAUCUUCGGAACUAUAUAUCCCAUGGCUGCCAUUGCUGGAUCAAACGUUGUAGUUUCCAAAUCAACCAGAAUUUCCAGCUCAUUCUUUGACCGGAAAGCCCCACAUUUUCGGCAGUGGUCCCCCAUUUCCGGUGGCCAAUCACUCCGCCACUCCAUCUCCCUUCAGUGCAAAUCCAAGAGUUCCUCCGGUGGUGUUGUGAAAGCUCAGGGAGCAAGUCUUGAAGAAACAAGCGCCGGAGUAGGCCAAAAUGUGGAGGCUCCGGUGGUCAUUGUGACUGGUGCCUCUAGAGGUAUUGGAAAAGCUACUGCAUUGGCUUUGGGAAAAGCUGGUUGUAAGGUCCUUGUUAAUUAUGCUAGAUCAUCAAAGGAGGCUGAGGAAGUUUCCAAAGAGAUCGAAGCAUCUGGUGGCCAAGCUAUUACUUUUGGAGGAGAUGUUUCAAAAGAAGCUGAUGUUGAAUUAAUGAUCAAAACAGCAGUUGAUGCUUGGGGAACUAUUGAUGUAUUAGUAAAUAAUGCAGGAAUCACAAGGGACAACUUAAUUAUGAGAAUGAAGAAAUCCCAGUGGCAGGAUGUCAUUGAUUUGAAUCUUACUGGUGUAUUUCUAUGUACACAGGCUGCAGCCAAAAUUAUGAUGAAGAAGAAAAAGGGAAGGAUAAUCAAUGUAGCAUCAGUCUUCGGUCUAGUCGGCAAUGCCGGGCAAGCCAAUUAUAGUGCUGCAAAAGCAGGAGUAAUUGGCUUCACAAAAGCUAUUGCUAAGGAGUAUUCCAGCAGAAACAUCACUGUUAAUGCUAUUGCUCCAGGCUUUAUUGCAUCUGACAUGACUGCCAAGCUAGGAGAUGAUAUUGAGAAGAAAAACUUGGAGGGCAUCCCCUUAGGAAGAUAUGGUCAACCAGAAGAAGUUGCUGGGCUAGUGGAAUUUUUGGCACUUGGUCCUGCUGCAAGUUACAUAACUGGACAGGUUCUCACCAUUGAUGGAGGGAUGGUAAUGUAGGCCACCCUCCCUGCAUAAUUGAGGAGCCUCUAAACUACCACCAAUAACAAAGCAAUGAGAAUGGUGUAAUAUCCAUUUUUUUAAGGAAAAAAAAAAUAAGAAUUUAAUUCUAUUUUUACUUCCAUUUAUUUUUUUUUCAUUUUAGUAUUUUGAAUAUUGUGAAUUAAGGAUUUUAAUGACAAAUAAAUUUUAUUUUAUAGUGA